Messenger RNA from Rhipicephalus microplus (southern cattle tick), 5276 nucleotides. RefSeq lists its product as uncharacterized. Gene Ontology annotation, biological process: sodium ion import across plasma membrane; proton transmembrane transport; regulation of intracellular pH. Gene Ontology annotation, molecular function: potassium:proton antiporter activity; sodium:proton antiporter activity. The record is from RefSeq and is a predicted model, not a curated record. NCBI's taxonomy places the organism in Eukaryota, Metazoa, Arthropoda, Arachnida, Ixodida, Ixodidae. Gene Ontology annotation, cellular component: plasma membrane.
CGUGUGUGUGAGUUGUGCGUGCGUGCGUGCGGGCUUUGGCGCGUGAGCGGUCGUCGCCGGGCUGCGCGAGUAGCGGCGGCGCGGACCCUUCCACAGACAGCGCAAAACCGUCGCUCCGAAGAAGACGUGCGCGUGCUAGAACGCGAAGGAGUGUCGUGGUCGCCCUUCGUCGGGAUGCUGGUGCGCGAUAAGUGCGAACUUUGCUAAAGGAAAGAAGAAAAGUGGAACAAAACUUCGCUGUUUUCUCGCUUCCACUCCCUUCCGCGACUUCACUACUUUCUGCUGCCUGGAUUUACGGCGGUCCAGUUGCGGCGCUCCGGAAAGAGGAGCAGCCCUCCGUAGUCGUCGGAUGCUUGCAAACACGGGUGGAGCCUCUGGAGGCGGAGCUGCGUGGCGUCGCCGCGGCCGCGUUGACCGAUGCGGUUGAGCCAUUUCGCUCCGUCAUGCCUGCUGCUGCUGCUGCUAGCCGCGUUAGCGCCUUCGGCGCACGCCAGAUGGGCGCCAGGUUCCUGGCGAGAGCAGCGGUCUGGUUCGGCGGACGCGUCGUCCCGGUCUCUGCAUCGGCGUCACGUCGGCGCCUCGGUGUCUGGCGGCGGUGCUCCGUCUCCGAACGAUGUGCCGCUACCCACGCUGGCCACAGCGGCCACAGACGGAGCCACCAUCGACCACGUCUUUGCCGCGGAAACACUGUCUCGCAACGCCAGCAGGCCGCUGGCCAACGUGGAUGCAUCGUCCACUGCCAACAAGUCAUCGCACCAAGGUGACCGGGUGGGCCAGCCGACCGACCGCAGGUCGUCGGUGCGAGACGACCCGCUGGCGACGGCCGUGGGUUCGUCGCACCGUUCGCCGCCCUCCCACGGCUCGGACGAAGUCGUGGGCGCCCCCGCGCACCAGACCGGAGUGGGCGACGUGGAGGCCCAGUGCGCCGCCGAGCGCGAGCACGAGCACGCCGAGGGCCACCACGGCGUGACGGUGGCCAGCAUCCGGUGGAACUUCGUCAGCGUGCCGUUCGUCUUCACGGUGUUCAUCAUACUCGCCGGCUUCACCAAGAUCGUUUUUCACCACGCCAACUUCCUUUCCUCCAUUGUGCCGGAGUCAUGUAUGCUGAUUGUCCUGGGUACAAUGGUCGGUGGAAUCGCACAUGUUACGCACUCGGACUACGUGCCCAACUUCUCGCCGGACCUGUUUUUCCUCUUCCUGCUUCCUCCAAUCAUCCUGGAGUCUGCAUAUUCUCUUCACGACAGUGCCUUCUUUAGCAAUAUCGGGACUAUCCUGUUGUUCGCAGUGCUGGGUACAAUAAUAAAUGCCUUCACAAUAGGUCCAAGUUUGUAUUUUUUGAACAACGUGGGAGCCAUCGGCCUCCCGAACUUGGGUCUGCUCGAGUGCCUUGUGUUCAGCUCUCUCAUCUCGGCCGUUGAUCCCGUAGCCGUUCUAGCAAUAUUUCAAGAAGUCGGAGUCAACAAAGUAUUGUAUUUCUUAGUCUUCGGGGAGUCUCUACUUAACGACGCCGUGACUGUCGUGCUGUACAACAUGAUGGUCGCCUUUUUCGGCAGUGACAUCACGGCCAGGGAAAUUGGCGUGGGUUUCGCUGCGUUCCUGUCGGUGAGCUUAGGGGCGUCGGCGAUCGGCUGCGUCAUGGGCAUGAUCACUGCCUUCGCCACCAAAUACACGCACGACGUCAGGGUUGUUGAACCUCUGGCCGUGCUAGGCAUCGCCUAUCUGUCGUACCUCACCGCCGAGCUGGUCCAUUUCUCGGGAAUCAUCAGCAUCAUCUGCUGUGGUCUAGUUCAAGUUCAGUACGCCAUGGGAAACAUCUCGCGAAAGUCUUACACGACAGUCAAGUACUUCACCAAGAUGCUCAGCGCCGUGUCCGACACGGUCAUCUUCAUCUUCCUGGGCAUCGUGCUGGUGAACAAGCGUCACGUCUGGAACACCGGCUUCGUCGUGUGGUCGGCGGCGCUGUGCCUCGUCUACAGGUUCCUCACCGUGUUUGGCCUUACAUAUUUCGUAAAUAUGCUCGGCCGUGUGAAGAAGAUCAACCUCGAGGAACAAUUCAUAAUGGCGUACGGUGGACUGCGUGGAGCCGUGGCCUUCUCCCUGGUGAUCAUGCUGAGCGCGUGCAAGUUCCACAACUACGAGGUGUUCGUCACCACCACCCUCGUCAUCGUCCUCUUCACCGUCUUCAUACAGGGCGCCUCCGUCAAGCCAUUGGUUAACCUGCUCAAAAUACGGCUACAGCAGACUGACGGCGACAAGCUUAUCAGAGAAAUUAACAGCAAGUUGGUGGACAACAUCAUGCUAGGCAUCGAAGAAAUCACCGGUCAUCGAGGUGGAAAUUACUGGAAGCAAGUGAUGGAGCAGAUUGACGAGAAGUACCUCAAGCCGCUACUUCAGCACAAGUCGGCUCAGGACAGUCUCACGAGGGUCUACACCAAGGUGGUUCUUGCGGACCACUACGCCCACUUGUACGGCCCUGCGGCAGCUCUGGAGGAAAAUAUACCUUUGAACAUACAGCAGUCCUUCGACGAAGGCAUGCUGGAUGCCCUGACGGAGGAGCGCAUCCAAGAGGAAGUCGUGGCGGACGACGAAGAGGAGAACGCCGAGGACGAAGACCGGGGCCUGCUCUUCCACGCGGACCGCAAGCCCUCCAUCGCUCCAGUACAGAACCAGAUAGCCCCGAGGCGCGUGCGGUUCUCACGAUUCGCGGAUCAAGUACGCGCCGCGUCGCAAAGCGCCGAGGUCGGGACGGCAGAGAAGCGCAGGCACACGGUCGGGGCAAUGUUCUCGAGGUCCUUCCACCAGGACUCGGUCGAAGCCGAGGACCCAACCAAGCUCCUGGUGAAGGCACUCAACGAAAACCCCUACCACAAGUACCACCAGCGCUACAACCCGAACCUGGUGGGCGACGAGCAUCAGGAGCUGGAAGCCCACUUGCGGGCUCGCCGCCGGCGUGCUCACCGGCUCACGUUGGCCACCAUGGCCAGCGAAAUGAGUUCGGCCGAGAUGAGCGUCGAGGGCAGCCGCGGCAACCUGGCGCCGCCGUCUCCGGGUGCCACGGUGCUCAGUCCCGUGACGGUGGGACCGGGAGGGACAACGACUCCCGGCGGAGGAGGGGACGUGGCGGCCACAGUCGCCGCCGCCGCCGCACUGUCGGCAGGCGUCGAGCAGCUGGCCGACGGGCGGCCCCUGACUGCAGCGCAGUUCCGCCGCGCCUCCACGACGCUCCAGAAGAGCGCCUACACCUGGCUGAGCCUGGCCCACCGGCGCCACUCCAUGAUGCGCCGCAACAAGGCGGGUUCCGUGGACGGACGCUCGCUCAGGUCAAGCCUGAAGCUGGAGCGCCAGAGCGCAGUGACAGAAGACGUGUCGGACGACAAUGCCGAACACGCCAAGAGCGAGUCGAGCUCCACACAGGCGCAUUCUCGCGAGGGCAGCCAGUCUUUGCAGCUGUCCGUGGCACAGCAGCCAUCUGAUGUGCACGAACCCGGAGCUGAACCAGCAUCUGCUAGUGAGGACAGCAAGUCGCCCGAAGAAAAGACUAAGGAGACUUGCUUCUAGUGUACGCUGCCCAGGUCCUAACAUGCUGGAGCAAGCCUCAACAACUCUUUUGGCCACUGCGGAAAUUGCCUUCCGUUUCGGCCUAGACGGAUAACUUUUCCCAGUCUCCAGUUGGGUGUUCGCUCUAGCCUUUCUUUCAAUAUGAGGGCGACACGAGCUACCAAGGAUUUACAAUGGGCCAAGCCCUGUAAACUGGCCACACCACUUUUAUAUUAACGUGUAAGGUGCAACGGCGAGUGGGCAACAACUUCACGUACAUCAGCUGGAGCCCCUCCAUUUCCCUACACUUUAGGUACUGUGGCGACACUGAAUUCUGCCAGCUGCUAUAGAACUGGAUUUUUGUGUUUUAAGUACACGACCCUGGCAAAGGCCAUUGACGUUACACUAGCAAACAUUAUGGCAGGUCAUUGUUCUCAGGCGAGAGCAGUCUGUAUGUGAGGUCACAGGUAAAGGAAUGCAUGGCUCAUCCAACAUUUUCCAAUGUGUCAUGCUUGUGUUUAGGCUUUUCUUUUUGUUUAUGAGGCAGUAUUUUGAUGUCUACCAGGAAUCACUAGGUCUCAUUUGAAUAUGCUCAUUGUCAAUUGCUUUCAUCUUUCUCAUCCACAGAACAUCUUUCUUGUAGAGAACUUUGCCUCAAAACACAUGCAGAAGCACCAGAGGUGAUCAGGUGCUGCUCUGCAUCAUCUCCGUUGCACAAAGUUAUGGGUCAACAUUGCAAAGUUAAAGAUUGCACUUGAGCGUGAAACAACGAAUGAGUGCUGCAACAAGUUCGAUGAAAGAAAUUUUCGCGCAGUUUUGACCACCACGUAGCUCACGAAAGUUCAGCUUGAUGUCUGGGUGUCAAAGGAAGGAGUGGGAGGACAUAGCAGCUUUGCAGCUGCCGUCACCUAAGGUGUUUGUGCGAUUGUUUUGGCUUCCAGCUAACUGCAUCUUUGAAGUGGGAACUUGGCUCUGCUCCAGAGCACAGAGCUGUCACGUAGUUGUACGACUGCUCCUCUCGUGUUGCGAGGGGUGCAGUCCCCACUUCCGUUUGUUACAAACUUUAGAAAAAACCCCCUCCUCGAAGUGAAAGAGUGCAAACAGAAGCCAGGCUUCUGAUCUGGAGGACUUCGGACCACUAUGCGUGCGACAAUAUGCCUUGUUAAACUUCAUCCCAAAACCAGCGCGAGGUCUGGCGCGUCGUUUGAAACCGAACUGAAAUUGCGCACAGAGCGCGUCAUCUGCUGUAGUUCAAUCAAACUUUUUCAUAGGAGCUAGCAGAGAUCUCUCUAUAGGCUAAUUAAAACUUUUUUCAAACCUAGGAAAGAGCAUAUUUAUUGAAAGUAGAGUAUAUACAUAGUCUAUGGGGAGCAACGUGUGGUCCAACACAGAGGAAGCAGAGGCUAUCUAUAUACAUAAGAGACGCUAUCAGCAAUACCCCAGGAGGCCAGCGUUUCUGCUGGCACACAUUUCUAGGUUCCCAGGGAAGCUUGUGUUUGUGUUUGCCACCCUCCUACGUGCAUACAGUCAGUUAUGGUUAAUAAAACCCCUAUGUGCACACACACACACACAUACUUGCACAGACUGAGUAACAUUCCAAGUCAACAUUAACCCAGGUGAAAUCAGAUCAGUGGUGUGUGUCUGUGUGCAUGCAUGCCUCUACGUGCUUGUCACUUUUCAAUUUUAAGUGUUAGUUUGUUAUGUAUAUAAAAUCAUUAAAGUUUUCUAUAUACACACAA